Molecule: messenger RNA, 324 nt
Organism: Suillus clintonianus
Lineage: Eukaryota; Fungi; Basidiomycota; Agaricomycetes; Boletales; Suillaceae
Exons: 3
Coding region: 1-324 (107 amino acids)
Source: RefSeq, a predicted model, not a curated record
AUGCCAACCGUAAAUCCAGUGGUCGCCACCAUACUUCACCUCCUCCAAACCGCGGCAACGCUUUGCAUGGGGAUCGUUUUCCUAUACCUCGCUCGUCGCGAGCCCGAAAUCAAGUUCUACGCAUUCUAUGCUGGAGCAUACUCAACCGUGAUGGGUGCUGUUGCGCUGAUUCGCUCAAGAAGCGUUUAUCGCAAGGCUCUUGCAAAGAAGAACGAGGCUACCCAGUCGAGCGCGGAUACUGCGCCUGAAUCCACUGGAACGGAGGGCGUUUGGGAAGAUGAGAAGCUUCAAGGAGUUCCCAAGACCACAGACUUAUUGGUCUAA